Oncorhynchus gorbuscha (pink salmon) is the source of this 4156-nucleotide messenger RNA. Its product is annotated as protocadherin alpha-C2-like. Gene Ontology annotation, molecular function: calcium ion binding. The record is from RefSeq and is a predicted model, not a curated record. The coding region runs from base 207 to 3176 and encodes 989 amino acids. The transcript is spliced from 4 exons. Gene Ontology annotation, biological process: homophilic cell-cell adhesion. NCBI's taxonomy places the organism in Eukaryota, Metazoa, Chordata, Actinopteri, Salmoniformes, Salmonidae. Gene Ontology annotation, cellular component: plasma membrane.
GAGAAAAAAUACAUUACGGACAAAGACAACAUGGAUGCGUUGGAGAAGUAUCCAUUCAAACAGAUAACGGAAUGGAUGUGCCGUUCCUCCUGCACUUAACGGGGAACCAAUGAUCUUAUUUUAAUGCGGUGGUGGGAGGCGAGGUACUGCAAGCUAAAAAGGCGGAAAGCUGUAUUUAAUCCGUCUGCGGAUCCCAUGAGCUUGCAAUGGCUGUUACGAGGAUAUGUAACUGUAUAGGAAACAAUGUGGCUCUUUCUUUUGUUGUAUUUUUCUUAUUUUGUGGCCUUUCACUUGGACAACUACGGUACUCCAUUCCUGAGGAAUUAGAAAAUGGAGCGGCGGUGGGGGAUCUUGUGCAGGAUUUGGGGUUGGAUAUCCGAAAGCUCUCAAAUCGAAAGAUAAAGGUAACCUCCACCACUGGAAAACGGUAUGUGGAUGUCAAUCCUAAAAAUGGAAAAUUAAUUGUCACUGAAAGAAUCGACAGAGAGACGUUGUGUGAUUUAAGCAGCACCUGUCUUAUAAAUUUAGAGGUGCUUGUUGAAAACCCAUCCGAGGUGCACAAUGUUGAGGUGGAGAUUGUGGAUGCUAAUGACAAUGCGCCGACGUUCCCUAGAGAUGAGUAUCAAUUGGAAAUGGCAGAAUCGGCUUUACCAGGGUCUCGUUUCCCCAUUGAGAAUGCCCUGGAUCCGGACGUGGGAUCCAACUCCGUUCGUCUAUAUCGUCUCAGCCCAAACGAACACUUCGCGCUGGAUUCCAACAAACCCUCCAUCAACAGCAAGCACAUUGAGCUCGUGCUCAAAAAGCCCCUUGACCGCGAGCUGGUGCCUUACCACCAAUUAAUUCUGACUGCUGCUGAUGGCGGAACACAAGCAAAAACCGGUUCAGCUAAAAUUAAUGUGCGAGUCCUGGACACCAAUGACAAUGUCCCUGUAUUUGACAGCUCAGUGUACAAAGUAAAAUUGUUAGAAAACUCACCAAAAGACACACUGGUCAUCAAAUUGAAUGCCACAGACCUUGACGAGGGUACCAAUGGUGAGGUGUAUUAUUCUUUCAGCAGCUACACAUCUGAGAGAGUCAGACAGAUGUUCAGCAUGGACAGCAACACGGGAGAGAUCAGAGUGAGGAGCAAUGUGGACUAUGAAGAGACCAACUCUUAUGAGAUGUAUAUCCAGGCCAUGGAUAAAGGCCCUGGUGCUGUGGCAGCCCACUGUAAGGUGGUGGUGGAGGUGGUGGAUGUGAAUGACAACGUCCCAGAGAUAGUCCUGUCUUCUCUCUCCAGCCCAGUGAGGGAGGAUGCCCGGGCUGACACCGUGGUGGCCCUGAUCAGUGUCACAGACCGGGACUCUGGUGCUAACAAACAGGUUAGCCUAGAAAUACCCCUUGGCCUCCCCUUCAAGAUCAAGUCCUUUAGAAACUACUACACCCUGGUCACCUCCGCCUUCCUGGACCGUGAAACCACCGCUGCCUACAAUGUCACCCUCAGCGCCACUGACGCCGGCACCCCACCCCUCUCCUCCCAAAAGACCAUACAGGUGGAUGUGGCUGAUGUGAAUGACAACCCGCCACGCUUCGAGCAGACCUCCUACACGGUCUAUGUGACGGAGAACAACGCCCCCGGGGCCUCGCUGUGCACUGUGAAGGCCCAGGACUCAGAUGUCAACGAGAACGGACGCAUCACCUACACUGUCCUCAAUGACAACAACCAUGGGAUCCCUGUCACCUCUUACGUCUCUGUGAAGGCCGAAACAGGAGAGGCCUACGCCCUGCGCGCCUUUGACUAUGAGUCACUCAGGGAGUUCCACUUCCAGGUCAAAGCUCAGGACGGGGGCAUUCCACCCCUCAGCCGGGUGGCCACUGUCUACAUCUAUAUCAUGGACCAGAACGACCACGUGCCUGAGAUCGUCAAUCCCCCAGGCAACGGUACGCGCUCCACAGAGACAGUCCUGAAGAACGCUGAGGCUGGCGCCCUGGUGACCAAAGUCGUGGCGUACGACGCAGAUGCAGGUCCCAAUGCCUGGCUGAUCUAUGUGUUGGAUCAGUGCACAGACUUGGAACUGUUCAAGGUGCAUGAACACACGGGGGAGAUCCGCACCACACGCAGGGUCUUGGAGGACAACUCCACCUCCUUCAGCAUGACGGUGCUGGUGAGGGACCACGGCCAGCCGCCUCUCUCCUCCACUGCCACUGUCAAUGUGGCUGUCAUGGAGGUGCCACCCAAGGUGACCCCUGACCCUAAGAGGGUCAUCCGGCCCCACAGCACCCUGCUCUUUUCUAAUUUCACCCUCUAUCUGAUCGUCGCUCUGAGCGCCACCACCUUUGUGUUCCUGGUAACUGUGGUGGUGCUGGCCAUCGUGCGCUGCCAUGCCUACUGCACCCAGCCUGGGUCCUGCUCCCCCUGCUGCGUAUCCCAAAAGACCCUCCCUGACGGCGGGAGCAGCAGUAUAGUAGGUGGUGGUGGGGGACAACCAAAUAACAAUGUGGCGCUGCGGAGAGACCUCAAGGUGGAGCCUCACUACAUUGAGGUGCGUGGGAAUGGCUCUAUGACCAAGACCUACUGCUACAAGACCUGUCUGACGGCCACCUCAGGCAGCGACACCUUCAUGUUCUACAACACAGGCCGGCCCAUUAGCGGCACCUGGGGUUCUGAGCGCUUCUUCACAGGAGGUAGUGGGUUUGUACGGAGACUAAGCAUGCCCGACGCUUCACUGCAAGUCUGCCCAGAGCCGAAGGCCCCAAAUGCUGACUGGCAAUACUCCACUUCUCUGAGGACAGGGAUGCAGAGCUCGGUCCAUAUGGAGGAGUCGUCAGUGAUGCAGGGAGCCCAGGGGAUGCUGGUCCAGAACUGGCCCACAGUGUCCAGUGCUGCAGAUGGUGAAGGGGGUGAGCUGUCCCCUCCGGUUGGAGCUGGCAUCGACAGUAACAGCUGGCAAUUCCGUUACGGGCCUGGCCCUGGCUACGGCCCCCCUCAGGUCCUGAAGCCUGGAGACAUUCCCCCUGAAGCCUUCAUCAUCCCCGGCUCCCCCGCUAUCAUCUCAAUCCGCCAGGGCCCGGGAGGAGAGGAUGACAAGAGUGAUUUCAUUUCCUUUGGCAAGAAGGAGGAAGCCAAGAAGAAGAAAAAGAAGAAGAAGGAGAAGAAAGACAAGAAAGACAAGGGCAAGGAGGAUGUGGACGAGUAGAGGAGAAAGGGGAGAUAUGAAAACAGAGCUACCAACUAAAGUCCAAAUAACAGCUGCAAGACAAAAAGCCAAAUGUAUAUUUUCGAAUCAGGAGAGUCUCCAUGUGUUGUGUUUGCGUAGUUAAGUCUGCCAAGCCAGGUCCCCAUUAGCAGAGGCCUAUCUCUGUAAAACAUGUAAGCAGCCAAUAGUAUCCUCUGCAAGAUUGGCCCUCUGAAGCUUCCAUACCUCUGGCUAUAAAACACUAUUUUUAAAUAUAUUUAAUAGGCUCUCAUUUACCAGACAUUUGCUGAAAAUUCCACAAAAAUCUCUUUGAUUAGAAUAACCUAAAGAUGAUAAUCCAAUCAACUACCGAUACCCAGACGUUUCAUGUAUAACAUGCCGUACAGUAUGUGAGAGAAACCUCACAUACCCUAUUAAUGGUGGUGCUAUAGUCCUGCCAGCCCGCCUGCCCAACCUUGCUUGCAAUGGGACCCCUCUCCCUGGCCCUUCUGGCCCCUUGUUGGCAUCUCUGUCUUUACUCUGCCCCUUGCCUCCUCUGCUCCCCUGAUUGGAGGGGGAGAGGAGGAGCUCAACCUGACAAAGAGUGACACAGAGGCUCUCAUCUACAGUAAGAUGGAAGCCUUGUGCAGAAAAAUGAGUCAUUUUUUUUUCUACAAAAUAUACAAAAGAAAAAGUGGUGCAAACAAGACCCCUGACGUGUAUAUGUACAGUACAGUGAGCUGUGUGAGAUUGGAAUGUGUUGAGAUUAGUGCUGGACGGGAUUGAAGGCUGGAUUAGGCUGACCGUGUUCUGGAUUAGGCUGCCCGUGGGUUGUUUCAUGCCUGGUACUGUUGGCACUGUUGGCAGCAUAGGGCAGGGGCUAAAGACCUUGCCUCGCCUUCUCAUCUACCACACAAAAUAGGCCAGUGGGACCUUGGACCCACAGUCUGUGCAGCACACAACCACUGUAACACACACACACACGCGAACACAUUAGACAG